Clupea harengus (Atlantic herring) is the source of this 9825-nucleotide messenger RNA. RefSeq names its product IQ motif and Sec7 domain ArfGEF 2a (gene iqsec2a). The record is from RefSeq and is a predicted model, not a curated record. Lineage: Eukaryota; Metazoa; Chordata; Actinopteri; Clupeiformes; Clupeidae. Gene Ontology annotation, molecular function: guanyl-nucleotide exchange factor activity. Gene Ontology annotation, biological process: actin cytoskeleton organization; regulation of ARF protein signal transduction.
CACAGAGCCUUCCCCGGUGAGCUAAGUGUCUGCUGGUUCCAAAAUGGCCGACGCAUGGGGGAUAGUUUCGUUAACAUGACCGUUACUUGCCAACCACAGAGUCUGAGAUUUUGGGAGGAAAGAUAAACCGGUUCCUCUGACACAAUAAGCUCAACCGCAUGCAGCCAUCCUCCUGUUGGAGGAACUUGCGGCUAGCAGAAGCUCUGUAAGCCAGCAAGGGGUAGGAGGAACUGAAGCGCAAUUGGACAGUCUGCGGUGCAACAGAAUGGCGGAGCGGAGCGGCAGGUGCAGCUGAGUCGCGCAGACACCGUGGGGAAGAGGCAAACUCAUUAUCGUCAAUGCAUUUAUAUCGAAACGAACAAGGACUAGUGCUUUCUGACAAUGCAUCUUCCUCAAUAGACAUUGAAGAAGAGGGGGGUAAAUAUGACCAGCUUUAAUUUGCCCAAUUUAUGUAUUUAUACUGUUAGUUGCCAAGGGUGAAAGGUUUAAUUGCAAGGGAUAUCGCAAGGGAUAAUUAUAAAGCUGAUCUGCGUAAGGAUAUACAUCAAUUAUGAAAGCUGAUUUCAAAGUGUCAGUGAAUCGUGUCACUGCGAAAGUUAUGGUAGCUAUUGGACGUAUCAGGUAGCAUAUCUUGUUACAUCCAAAUGUAAUUCUAUUGUGUAGUGGACGGUCGCUGCGUGUCGGUUUGCCUGGACUUAGUAGCCUAGUCUCUGCUCCCUCGUUGUAUCCUGCGUUUUUCAGCAGAAGCAGAAUUGCACUAAGCUGGAUCAAUGCACCAGAGACACCUUUGCACUCGUUUGUUACAGAAUAAUUGUAGAUAGUCAAAAUUUCACUCUCAGUUGUUGAUACACAAGGUGGAAUGAAACGAGAGAAUAAAUGAAAGUACUAGAGAACUGUAGUCUAUAUAGCGUUACAAUAUGUUAAUACGUGAUCAAUAAUAAUUUCCCUGUGUCUUCGCCUUUUUCGCUCUUGCUGCAAAGGGAAACACAACAGUACUAAUCCAGGAUUUCUUCCCCCAUUCCUUAGGACAAAAUAGAAAUAGAAUAGAACAAAACAAGAAUAGAAAUGUGGACGUUUCAAAGAGGUAUGUGCUAAAAAGUAAAAACUGGCUGGUCCAUUUGAUGCUUAAAUCAGAAAAAGAGAGGUUGUGAAAGAGGCCUCCUUCAGCUUUCUGAAGACUCAGCGGUGUUAGUAUGCACGUAGCUGGAAGAUUAAGUACACAUGGACAGAGUGAGGCAUGGAAAGUAAUGCAUUCCUUGGAGCUGGUGUAGGGAAUUCAUGGAGGAAGAGCCCCAAUGCAAACAAUGUGGGUGUGGGAAAUUAGAUGAAUACUCAAACACCUAUUUAAGGGAAUUGAAUAGAGAGGCAAUGUUCAGAGAGAGAGUGGAUGGGGAGUUGAAAGAAUGUGGGAGGCAAGAGAGUGAGUGAUCGGCGGAGGUGGGUAGCUCGGCAUCAGAUAUCCUCAGACAUGCGCAAACCAACCAGCUAAUUUGGUAUUGCAGUGGAUUUUUUGGAGAUCAACUUUUGCCCUUGUUCUGCUGUCCUUCCCUUGUCAUCACUGUUUCAAGAAUGGCUCAGAGGCUUCUUGGAAAUGUCCCGAAACCACUUCUCCAAGGAAUGACUCACGAAGAGUGGAUAGCCGGAAAAAGAUAUUGCUCUUCCGGGUACAUUUGACAUUUAACUUCAUGUGAAAGAAGUGCUUCUUGAGCCAAUAGGGUAUAGACAGACAUAUGCUUUCUGAACUGCCAUCUAUCCCUCAUAGCUACCAGCUGACAGACCUUUGGCAGAUAUCGCUCGCCAUUUUCUCAGACUUUGGUUCCAAGUGUUUAGUGGAUACUGCUGUUGAAUUGUGAGCCAUGGAAGUGAUAGCAGACACUCUUUUCUCCCGCCAAACACGUGUGUAUGGGCUUGGAAUGCACAGACGCGUCUUUUCCCAGCUGUGACCCCCAUCCACUCACUCACUGUAGAUACCACUUGCCUCUGACCCUAAAAGCGUGGACUUAAAUGUGACAAAAGUAUAAAGAAAAACGGGUCAGUCACAGACUUUCAUAUUUUUUCUUCUCCCUAAUUAAAGAUUUGCAUGGGAUCUUGUUGUGUGGGUUGUUGCCUCAUCAAAUAUUCAUCUCUUUUUGAGUGAGAAUUUCUUGUAGACGUAGGAAGGGUACUCCUGUGCCUCAGAGAGACAGAGAGAGAGAUAGAGAGAAACAGAAAAAAAAACAGAGAGAGAGCACCUUCUGCCUCUAAACCUCUCCAGCACGCUCCCUCUCCCCCCCACUUACAGAGCGUGUGGGGGGGGGGAGCACCAAAUUCAGGGUGAACGUACGUUUUGUUUGUGAGGCGAGCGGAAAUCAUCUGGGGCAUCAGCCAUGGAUGCUGGAGGUCAGGGCAGCCCCGAGAGCCCGAACCGGGCCGUCGAAUACCUCCUGGAGCUCAACAACAUCAUCGAGAGCCAGCAGAAGCUUCUGGAAACUCAGCGACGGCGCAUUGAGGAGCUGGAGGUCCAGCUGGACCGGCUCAGCCAGGAGAACAAGGACCUCAAACUGGAAAGGCAGCCUCGCGUGUCCGACAGCAUUGGUUCUGGUCUACUUGUGGGCCACGUCUGCCAACCGCCUCCUGUCCCCAUCCAUCCCAUCCAGGCCCAUAACAGUGCGCCCAUCCCAGUACCACCGCCACCCCCUCCGCCGGUGCCACAGCGAGACCGCCGGACCCACACCGUCCUGAGCCGGGUGGUGUCGUCUGGACCCAUCACUGUAGAGAGGGAGAGACUGGAGCGCAAUGACACCUCCAGCACCAGCUCGGCCGCUACUCUCCACAGACAUGUGGAGGGGGAGCCCCAGUGUGCAGAGACAGGUAGCUUCUCUGACAGCACUGGCAGUCAGGCCCCAUACCUGGGCAGCUCGGAGCGCUACGGGAAGCCCAGCAUUGCUGUGGGCCCCCAGGGGCCUCCCGUGGCCCCUCCGAGCCCCACUAGUCUGGCCUGGGCCCAGCACACCCGGCACCAGCCCGCCAGCCUGGCCCUGCGCAAGCAGGAGGAGGAAGAGAACAAGCGCUGCAAGGCCCUGUCAGACAGCUAUGAGCUCUCAACAGACAUGCAGGACAAGAAGGUGGAGAUGCUGGAGAGGAAGUAUGGCGGCUACUUCCUGAGCAGGCGUGCGGCGCGCACCAUCCAGACGGCCUUCCGCCAGUACCGCAUGAACAAGAACUUUGAGCGCCUGCGCAGUUCCGCCUCAGAGAGCCGCAUGACGCGCCGCAUCAUCCUCUCCAAUAUGCGCCAGCAGUACUCCUUCGACGAGCGGCAGCAGCCGCAGAUGCAGUCGCAGUCGCAGUUGCAGCAGCAGCGCUACCCGCACCCCAUGGCGUUGGGGCUGGCAGGGCAGCCUGACUCGCACGACCAGGAGGGCGCCUCUUCGCCCGACUGCCAGGGAGAGAGGGAGGACUACACAAACAUGGACGACUCCUUCUCCAAACAAGUGAAAUCGCUGGCGGACUCCAUGGACGACACGCUCACUUGUCAGUCAGGCCGUGGCGACUCACAGGAGGAGAGUGGGGAAGGGUUGGGCGGGGAGGAGAGCGACGACUUCGGCGAGUGCGUGUGGAUCAACCCCAGCAACCCGUCGUUGUCACGGCGCCGCCUUGCGGAGCGGGAGCGCGCCGGCGGGGUCCUGAGCAUGCACGAGGACAGCACGGCCACGUCCUACAGCGACGUGACGCUCUACAUGGACGACGGCAUGCCCUCCUCGCCGCUCUCGCUUGACCGCGCCCCCAGCAGCACCGACACCGAGUACUGGGCAGGCAUUGGGGGCGGCAGCGGCGGAGGGAUGAUGAUGGCCGGAGGCCGGGAGGACAGCCGGGAUACCGAGGGCGCCGGCAGCGGCAAUAGCCGGCGGAGCACGCCCUGCACCGAGUGCCGUGACUACCGGUUGCGAGGCCCGCACCUGCCCGUGCUGACCAUCGAGCCGCCCAGCGACAGCUCGGUGGACAUGAGCGACCGCUCCGACCGCGGCUCCCUCAACAGGCAGCUGAUGUACGAGCAGGAGCCCCCUGGUGGUGGGGGAGUCGGGGCAAGUGGAGGAGUCGGAGUGGGAGUUGGAGGAGGAAGUGUAAGUGUAGGGAUCGGGGGCUCGCCUCAGGGAACGCUCAAGCAUAGCCCCAACGCCCGCACCAUGUCCACCUGCACCGCCCAGGGUCAGACUCGCACCCCUGGCCGGCCCCUGCCCUCCCCCAUCCCCACGCCACUGCCCCACCACACCAUCCUACACCACCACCACCAUCACCACCACCACCCUCUGCACCACCCUGUCCACCUCCACCACCACCACCCAUACCCAGACACCCCCACGUCCCCCUCCCCGCAGCAGCCGCCCCUCACCCCCCUAACCCCCCUCACCCCUCUCACCCCCCUCUCCUCCACAUCCUCCAUGCCCCCAAUGAUCCCGGGCGUGCUGGAGCAGCCCUGCUGCUCGGACGGAGACAACGACUCACUGAACUCCACCACCAACUCCAACGAGACCAUCAACUGCAGCACGGGCUCGUCGUCUCGGGACAGCCUGAGGGAGCCGAUGCCCCCGCUGGGGAAGCAGACCUACCAGAGGGAGAGCCGCCACAGCUGGGACUCGCCUGCUUUCAACAACGACGUGGUGCAGAGGAGGCAGUACCGCAUCGGACUCAACCUCUUCAACAAGAAGCCAGAGAAGGGCAUUCAGUACCUGAUAGAAAAGGGCUUCGUGUCGGACACCCCCGUGGGCAUCGCCCGCUUCAUCCUGGAGCGGAAAGGGCUCAGCCGACAGAUGAUUGGAGAGUUCCUGGGCAACCGGCAGAAGCAGUUCAACAAAGACGUGCUGGAUUGUGUGCUGGAUGAGAUGGACUUCUCGGGGAUGGAUCUGGAUGACGCUCUGAGAAAGUUCCAGGCUCAGAUCAAAGUACAAGGGGAGGCCCAAAAGGUGGAGAGGCUGAUUGAGGCUUUCAGUCAGCGAUACUGCGUGUGCAACCCAGUGCUGGUCCGACAGUUUCAGAACCCUGACACCAUCUUCAUCCUGGCGUUUGCCAUCAUCCUUCUCAACACAGACAUGUACAGCCCAAAUGUGAAGCCCGAGAGGAAGAUGAAAAUGGAGGACUUCAUCAAGAACCUGCGAGGUGUGGACAACGGUCAGGACAUUCCACGGGAUCUGCUUGUUGGGAUCUACCAGCGCAUCCAGAAAUGGGAGCUGCGGACCAACGAUGACCACGUGUCUCAAGUGCAAGCUGUGGAGAGGGUUGUUGUCGGGAAAAAGCCUGUGCUGUCCCUGCCUCAUCGCAGGCUGGUGUGUUGUUGUCAGCUGUAUGAGGUUCCUGACCCCAAUCGACCCCAGAGGACGGGAGUUCACCAGAGGGAGGUCUUCCUCUUCAACGACCUGCUCGUGGUGACUAAGAUCUUUCAGAAGAAGAAGACCUUGGUGACGUACAGCUUCAGACAGUCCUUUCCCCUGGUGGAAAUGCAGGUUCACAUGUUCCAGAACUCCUACUACCCUCAUGGGAUCCGUCUGACGUCGGCCAUCCCGGGGGACGAGAGGAAGGUUCUGAUCGUGUUCACGGCUCCUAGUCAGCAGGACCGCUCGCGCUUUGUGAGCGACCUAAGAGAGAGCAUCGCCGAGGUGCAGGAGAUGGAGAAGUACCGCGUGGAGUCCGAGCUGGAGAAGCAGAAAGGUGUGAUGCGGCCUGGCCUUCUGAACGAAGGGGGCGGUGGUGGCGUGGGAGGAGGAGGAGGCGGUGUGGGGAUGAAGAGCGAGGCGGUGAACGGCACUCUGGGAAGGCCGAGCCUGGAUGACACAUACGCCAACACCGACGGGCUCAAGCGCACGGCUCUCAGCUCCUCCUUGCGAGAUCUCUCAGAGACAGGGAAACGAGGUCGCAGAAACAGCGCCGGCUCCUUGGAUAGUACCAUCGAAGGGUCGAUCAUCAGUAGCCCACGGCCCCACCAGCGAAUGCCCAUGUCCAGUUGCUAUGGCCUAGACGACUACCGGCCUCACCGCCCCAUCCUGAGCCCCGGAGUAGGGGUGGGGGGUGGGCCGGGGCAACAGCAACACACCAUGGGUGGCAACAACAUCGGAGGCAUGGGCUGCGCCAGUGGUCUAUCCAGCAGCGGCGAGCCCCGCGGGGUUGGUGGGGGGGGGACUGGGAGUGGCUCGGGGGGCAGCAGCUCGGGUUCCUUCCUGGGCUCCCUGUUUGGCAGCAAGCGCGCCAAGCCACCCGCCCCCCUCAUCCCUCCUGGGCCGCACUACCCGGCACCCGUGCCCCCUCCCACCAGUGGGGGUCCGCCGCCGCUCUCGCCGUCCUCCCUCACCGACCCCGGUGGGCCGUCCAAGCUUCAGGCGCUGCACGCGCAGUAUUGCCACAACAACAGCGUGGGCCAGCCGCCACCCCCCUAUCACCACCACCACCGCUACCACGUGCAGGCCGUGCCCAUGGUCAGCGUGCCCCCUUGCUCUACACCAGGCAUGCACCACACCAUCCAGCGCGGUUCCUUGCCCAGGCGCCCGCAGCCUAUGCCUAUGCCAAGCCACGCCCAGCUGCAGCAGUACAGCCAGCAGCAGGUCCAGAUCUCCCAGCAUGCUAUGCUUCAGCAGCAGCAGCAAGGACGCUACAUCAGUAUGGGCAUGGGCAUGACCUGCACGCCUCCUCCGCUUUCGCCACACUCCCCGCUCUCUCCCGUGUCUCCGUUCCCGAUGUACCACGCGCACGCACUCUCGCAGGCGCAUACACACAUGCCGCUGCAUCCCACACACUCGGUGCGCGGCCCCGGCCCCGGGCCCAAGAUGCCGCUCAUGCUGUCGCACUCGCAGCCGCACCCGCACGCCCACUCGCACGUCGCCCACUCUCACGCCCACGGCCACCUGGGCGGUGGCGGUGGACUCGCCCACAGCCCCCUCCCCGCGCACCAUCAGCACUUUGUCUUUGCUGCGCCACCCCAGGCGCCACCCACCGCCAUCACGGCGCGCUAUGUGCCCCAGUUCCCGCACCCCUCCACCAUUCCGCCUCCACCCCCUCACUCGCCCCUGCCCCCGCCCUCGCCUCAUGCACCUCUUACACCUCUUACGCCUCUUACGCCUCUCUCCCCCCACCCACCCCAGUCGCUGGCACAGGGAGGGGGCCCGGGUGGGGGGGGGCCCGGUGGCAGCGGGGGAGGGGGUGGCAGCAACAGCGGCACGGUGGGCAGCUCCAAGUCCAAGCCUAUCAACCGCAUCAGCACAGUGGUGUGAGGGGACCAACGGGAGGGGGCCACGGAGCCCCAGGGCCAAUUGUGAGAGCCAGGGUCCAGUUUAGGGGCAGCGCUGGAGCCCUGCAGCAGCGUAGAGGCAGUGGCGGCAGAGGAGGAGGAGGAGGCGCGGGCAAGAGGAAGAGGAGGAAGAAGAGCAAGCACAGUCUGAUGAGACUUUGCUACUUUCACGUCGGCUGCCCUAGCGUGUAGAACCUUGAGCCCCGUCGUCUCGCGACCAGAUUGAGCUGCAUAAGCAUGCCUCAUCCAGCCCGUUUGUUUGUUUGUUUGUUUGUUUGUUUGUCCGUUUAGUUUUGGAUAGCGCUUGUGUUUCAGUUGCAAAUAAGGACGAGAUGCAGAUGUGCAUGCCGCCAAACAAACGCAAAGCAAAAUCCGCCCAAGACGCUUCUACCCACUGCACAUUCAGGCUGAAUACAAACGUGUGAGGGGUGCCGAGGACGAUCAGUCCUGCCAAUCACAGUUCAGGACACGUAAACAGACACACUAGCGCAUGAGAGAGAGAGUGGCAGCUACCAAAAAGGGGCAGGUAAUGACAGGGGGUAGCCAGAAGCAGAGGAGAGUGGCUUUAGAGGUGAGCUUUCACUCCGGCUCAGCCAAGAUUCCAGUCUGGCAUUUACACACAUGACCCCAGAAUGACCUUCUGUGUGGUGUGCGUAGGUGUGUGUCAGGUCCCCGUUAUUUAGUUCAGUCAUCAUUGGAGUAUACAGGUUCUUUCAGUGGUCGUGAAGGACGCUUACAUACAGUCACACACAUUCAAAGACAACAGCAGUCAGAGCACGGAGGAGAUGGUGCGUGGCUGUUGCCAUUUUGAAUCACAGGAUUCGCGACGAAUGUGAUGUUGAUCAUCAUAUGACAAUCAUUUCAUUACCAACACAAGGGACACGGAUGGUGGAUUAAGAUUGCAAUGCAGGGCUAAUCACUACAGCCAAUGUUGUUGUUCUAUUCUGAUUUGCUUUGUCAUGAGACAUUUGGUGAACAUUUGAUUCUCCAACAUGGAGGACACAUUUUAUUUUUAUGGACCUACUUCAAAGACUGGUCCUUAUUAUUAUCCGAAAAAGGUCUAUUCCCCACUCCUGCUAUUUUGAAGUCUGGAAUCCAGUGUAUAUGGUGGAGAGUUUAUUGAAGUAUUGCUCAAAAUCACUUUCCUCAAAUGCAAUAAGCAAGCCAUACUAACAUGACAUUCUGAGAGUUUGGUCAGAGAAUAUUUCAUGUUAAAGUUUUAUAUCUGUGUUUGGUUGUGACAUGGCUGAGUGGUGGUAAUUACCCAUUUUUUCCUUUUUUUUUUGUUGCACAAACAGAAAGUUAACAGUUUUUUUAAACUGGAUUGGAUUGUUUUGGUUUAUCAGUGAUGCUACAUUUUAAUCCACUAUCAUUGCCUAAGGAGAGGCACCUGAUCUCAACAAGUUCUCACGCCUUGGUAAAGUAAAUUAGGAAUUAUCUACUGUGUGUAUUGCAUACUCUACAGGCCCUAUAAUUAAAAUGUAAAACCUACAGAUUAAUGCCAUUUUACUCUUUGUCAUUGUACAUAGCCUUAGUGCCUAUAUGUUGGGAUAGAAACAUUACUUAAUGGGCAAAAUUGCACCACUUUGUACAAUGCCAUUGGGAGAGAUUACAGGAGAAGUUGGGAUGGAAGAUGUCAUUCCUAUACAAAUGAAAGUGUCAAAGUGUGAUCAUGGUUAAUAUGUUAUUGUAAAAAUCCUAUCUUUUUUUAAUGUGAAUGGAAGAGUAACAUUAUUAAUAUAAAUAUAAUAUGGACAUUGUAAAUGAGAGCGAAAUGCAUUGUGAGGGAGGAAACCUUUUUUUUGUUUUGACUGCAAUUGUAAAGGUAACUAUUGCAGAUAUUAAUAUUGAUAUUAUCGGUGUAAUAGCUAUCACUAAUAUGAGCAGUUACUGUUCCAGCAAAAUACUGUAAUGUUCAAUUUUUGAUUUAACUUUAUGUUAUAAACUGUGCUUUGUUGUAUGCAGGCAGCAGAACUUCUAAUAUUACUGGAUGUAAUGUGAUUGUGUACUGUAAACUUUGCCUAGGCCUACAUUAGUUUUAUGACAUCUAAAUGACUACCCCGCUUCCUUAAGUGACACACCUUUUCAGCUGUGUGUCAAAUUAUUUUUUAAAACCUCUGUAACUAAUAACAAAUCCAUAAUAUUCAUCAGGGAGGUGGUGUCAAGUACAGGUCUGGGUCUCUGCACACACAUACUGAAGUAUGCCUGCAUGCCAGCACACACACACACACACACACACACACACACACACACACACACACACACAGUAGGUUACAUACAGGAAUUCAUGUUUGCUCUCUCUUACUCACACACUCACUUAUGCACAGGAAAUCACUUUAUCUCUCUCUCUCUUUCUCUCUCUCUCUCUCUCUCUCUCUCUCUCUCUUUCUCUCACACACACACAAACACACACAUACAUACACACACACACAAAUACUAUAAAACACACUGCUCCUGGAGCCUUUACCCCGUACAGACAUGCUGCUGUAGUUGUCUGGGGUUUUGUUGGCAGUGCGGCCUCAGGCUGUUCAUGCUUCAGAUGUACAGUAGUUACCACAGUCCCCCCCCCCCCC